Molecule: messenger RNA, 4617 nt
Organism: Xyrauchen texanus (razorback sucker)
Lineage: Eukaryota; Metazoa; Chordata; Actinopteri; Cypriniformes; Catostomidae
Gene: recql4
Product: RecQ helicase-like 4
Biological process (GO): double-strand break repair via homologous recombination; telomere maintenance; DNA replication
Cellular component (GO): nucleus; cytoplasm; chromosome
Molecular function (GO): ATP binding; nucleic acid binding; 3'-5' DNA helicase activity
Source: RefSeq, a predicted model, not a curated record
GUGACCAACAUUCAACAUUUCUCUUUUUAUAUUAUAAAUAUUCACAUAUAUACAUAUAUAUCUGUUUAAUACAAAUGAUUUGGGUUUAUCAUCUCGUAUAGCGAGUCUAAUGUACACGUCGAGCUGUUUCUCAGACAGCUGUGUUUUUAAUUUUAUAACGUAUUUGACGGAUAAACUGAUUAAAUGGAUCGAUACAAUGAUAUUAAAAUCCUCUUGAAGAAAUGGGAGCAGUCUUUCUUCCAAACAAACAACAGGAAACCAAACAAGGAUGACAUUGAUAAAGCUCCAGAGGAGACGAGAGAACUCUAUAAGGAAUACAAAUCACUUAAAGUAGCAAAUGAACAACAUGGCACAGUGCAGGAGGCUCACACGACUUCAACAACUGACUCUGGGUGCUGGGGAUCUCACCUAAAUCGAAAGAGUCUUCCAGCUGCUGUUCCGAAACUGACAUCAGACGAUAAAGAGACAUUGAAAGCUUCUGCCCAAUACUUUGGCAUGAAGUUGAAGAACAAUCUUGGGUCUUUGGCAAAGGAAAGGCCAUUUUCUUUGAAGAAAGCGGUGACCCCUCGGAGAACACCAAACAAACCAUUGAAGGACACUCCGGACUCACGCACAACACCAACAAGUAUAGAGACCCACACACCAAAGCCUGCAAACAUGUGCCCAGACCCAACCCUAUCUCCACCUGUGGCCAGUACAGAAUUUAAGGACGAGCCAUUGGCUCCAUUCCCUUCCGUCACACCCGCCAAAUCCUGGUCUCCAGCCUUGGGGUCCGCACACAGGAGUGUGGAGAAACUCCAGUUCCUGAAGCAGUCCAUGACCAAGAGGCUUUCUUCCGUGGAUAAGUGCUGGUUGGCACGCUGCCAGGUCUUCGAAGAGGUGGAGGAACCUCGGAAACCCAUCGCUGGGAAUUCCGAGCCAACAGAAAACGAAAGUGUUUUACAGCCUAGUUUUAUAAACAAAACGGUGUCAAAUGAAGGUCAAACAGGUCUAAAAACGUCAUUGGGUGAAUCACGGAAAGAUCCAGUGAAGUCCCCAGUAGGAGGCGCUGUUGGGCUGGAUAUUGAACCUGGCUCCCCGGGGCCUGAUGGAGAACGGGUAAAUGACAGAAAUGGGGUGGGCCCAAUGGGAGAUGCUGAGAUAGGCUCCGAGGAGGCCAGUGAUGCUCCCCACAACAAGAAACACAAAUCAAAGUUCAAAAAAGGUCAAGAUUCUGCCGAAAUCCCAAAGGCCGAAAGUAAAAAGAAAAACAGUCAAAAAAGACAAAGAAACACUGAGGAUGAGGUGGAUGAAUCUAAUGAGAAGGAUGAAGGUGUAAAAAAAAGGAGGAGAACUAAGAAAGGUGAGGCAGUUGGGGAAGAUCAACCCAAAAAACGAGGGAAGAAGAAAGGAAAAGCUGAGGAGGAAGAGCUGGAGGAUACUACGGAUGAAAAGAAAACCAAGAAACCGGCGAUUGCUCAGGAGAAUCUACUGGGAGAGGUGGAUGAGGAAGAGGUCAGAGCUGCUAAAAAUCGAGUGAGGAACACCGUCAGGGUCAGUUCCAACAAAAACUCGGAUGGAAAUUUUGUGAAAAUCAAUCUGAAAAAGAAGUCUCAUGUCAAAGGAUUUGCUUUAAGAGGUGCCGCAAUGAGAAAACAGAUGUACAUGCAGAAGUUCCAGCUUAAGGGUGAGCGGUUCGGAGGUGGGUUCGGGCGGGGAAGAGGGCGGUUCGGUGGCUUCAAUCGUCAAGGCGACACCUGCUACAAGUGUGGCGGUACAGGUCACUGGUCUCGAGACUGUCGAGGAAGAGCUCCUGCUGUGAGUUCUGCAGAACAACAGGACACCCCAGCAGAAGAGGAGGAGGAGGAGUUUGAUCUGCCCACUCUGGAGGAGGUCGCCCGGGCGACAGGAACUCUGCGGUCAGAGCCGUUUGUAGCACCUCCCCCUGUGGGCGGGGACACAUCUGAGAAGGAGGGGCAGGGGGCGGAGGUACUGCUCAACAUAAUUAGACCCGACUACGAGCGGCCCGCCCCUCCUCCACCCAUGGAGCCACUUUACAACGUAAAGGAUGAUGGGAAAGUUCAAGAUGUGCCUCCAGAGGUGUAUGAAGCUCUGCGGGACUUUGGUUAUAAAUCCUUCAGGCCUGGUCAAGAGACGGCCAUCAUGAGGAUCCUUUCAGGUCUGUCCACACUGGUUGUGCUGUCCACCGGCAUGGGAAAGUCUUUGUGCUACCAGCUUCCUGCAUACCUGUAUGCUCAGAGGUCAAAGUGCAUCACGCUGGUCGUGUCUCCUCUUGUGUCUCUAAUGGACGAUCAGCUCUCUGGACUCCCAUUGAAUCUGAAAGCCGCCUGUAUCCACUCAAACAUGUCUCGGAAACAGAGAGAGACGGCUAUUGAAAAGGUGAAGGCCGGUCUGGUGCAUGUGCUGCUGUUGUCUCCUGAAGCUCUGGUCGGCGGAGGUCACUCGGGGUCAGGUUGCCUCCCUCCUGCAGAUCAGCUCCCCCCGGUGGCCUUCGCCUGUAUUGACGAGGCUCACUGUGUGUCUGAAUGGUCGCACAACUUCAGGCCCUGUUACCUGAGACUCUGCAAGGUGCUCAGAGAUCGGUUGGGUGUGCGUUGUCUCCUGGGUCUCACCGCCACAGCCACUCUGUCCACAGCGCUGGACAUCGCCCGUCACCUGAACAUCAGCGAUCAGGACGGAAUCGCUGUCCGCUCUGCAGCUGUCCCACACAACCUGCAGCUGUCCGUGUCUAUGGACAGAGACAAAGAACAGGCCCUUGUGUCUUUACUGAAGGGAGUACGCUUUGGUGCCCUAGAGUCUGUUAUCGUGUACUGCACCAGACGAGAGGAGACGUCCCGCAUCGCUGCACUGCUGCGCACCUGCCUGCAGGGGGUGAUCUUGAGAGAGUCGAAGAAACCAGUCCUAGAGGAUGAGGAGGAAAACCCUGUGGGGAAGAAGAAGAAAGCUCUGGCCAGGAAGAAGAUCCGUAAGCCGCUGAAGUGGAUUGCGGAAGCUUAUCACGCUGGAAUGUCCGCGUCGGAGAGGCGGCGAGUGCAGAAUAACUUCAUGUGUGGCGAGCUGCGUGUGGUGGUGGCGACCGUGGCUUUUGGAAUGGGGCUGGACAAAUCAGACGUGCGCGGAAUCAUACACUACAACAUGCCCAAGAGUUUCGAGAGCUAUGUGCAGGAGAUCGGCCGAGCGGGACGUGACGGACAUCCAGCACACUGCCACCUGUUUCUAGAUCCAGAGGGUGGAGACCUGCAUGAACUGCGCAGGCACAUCUAUGCAGACACAGUGGAUUAUUAUACAGUGAAGAAACUGGUACAGAAGGUUUUUCCUCCUUGUAAAUGCAGACAGAUUCAGCAGAAGCAGCAGGACUUGGCACAGGCGGUGGAGGUGUCUGACAGUGAGUUAUUGGAGAUGGAAGUUUGUGAGGAGACCGACCCACAUCAGGAUCAACUAACAGACCAACAACCACCACAGACACACACUACACAUGAGCAGAACAAACCAACACCGACGGCUGAAGGGGAGCCAGAGCAGUCCAUUACUGCAGAGAGAGAGGGGGAGAGUGAGAGCGGUCUGAUAAUGAGUGACGUGUGUGUACAGCGCGCAUGUCACACGCAUGAGAGAGCCGUUCCCAUGCAGGAGACUGUGGAAUCUCUCGACAUCACUGAAGAGAGUGUGGAAACUCUGUUGUGUUACCUGGAGCUGCAUCCUCAGCAGUGGGUGGAGCUUCUCCAUCCGACUCUGUCCGUCUGUAAGCUGCAGUGCUACGGUGGACCACAACAACUGCGUAAACUCACUAAACUGUGCCCACCGAUUGCUGUGACGUUGGCACGGAAACGCAUGGCAGGUGAGCGUGUGGAGUCGUGUGACUCUCUGGAGUUUGACGUGGUGGAGUUGGCGGACACCAUGGGCUGGCAGCUUCCUCUGGUGAAGAGAGGCCUAAGACAACUGCAGUGGAGCUCAGACGCAGGCACAGGACGGAGUGGCAUCCACGUGGAGUUCUCGGCUCUGUCCUUCUACUGUUCUUACGGCGACCUGACGGCGGAUGAACUGGAUGCGGUUUGUGCGUUCCUGCACAGCAGGGUGAUGGCACAGGAGAGAACACAGUUAUAUCAGCUCAAAACCGGUUUCAAAGCCUUUCGCAGUGUUGCGUAUCGUAACUGCAGUUUGUGUACGGAUGAUCUGGACGACAGCAGAAGUCAGUCACUGAAGGAACUGCUGCGAGAUUACUUUGAUAAGAGGAGGAGUCUGGACCUGAGUAAACACUAUCAGGAGGAAGAGGACGAUGAGGAGGAAGCUCUCAACAAAUGCAAGAUGAGGGACUGGGAGGAUCAGAUCUGUGCUGAUAUCAGGGGCUUCCUGUGCAGUCGUAGCGAUGAGAAGUUCUCAGGACGAGCUGUAGCCAGAAUAUUCCACGGCAUCGGAAGUCCAUGUUAUCCAGCACAAACCUACGGCCGCGACCGCAGAUACUGGAGAAAAUAUAUUCAGUUUGAUUUCAAUGAGAUCAUACGCUUAGCUACUCAAGAGAUCAUUAGAACAAGAUAACAGACUCAUGACCUGUUCAAAGUGAAACUAGAAUCUGAAUCUAUUUAUCUUUAUUUGUUAACUUUUAAUAUUACCGUAUACACA